AAUUUACGUGCCAUCUGCUGCCGCCCGAGCCGCGCCGAACGCCAGCAGACGGGAACGCACAGUAGCGCCACGAGAGCAACCCGUCGUAGCCGAACUUAUCGCUAGAUGGUAGCACCGUGCGGCGAGCCGAGGCGAGAUGGGUAGAAGCCGGCGGUGGGGCCGGUAGAGUGUGUCUGGAUUUUGGUGGAGAUGGCGGCGGUCCCGCCGAGUCGCGUUUUGAGUUUUAGCCCACUGUCCGUUGCAGUUUCUUGUUUCUGUCUGUGGUGUCAAAUGCAGUGGCAAGAGACAGCAGACUUUUGAGCGUGACGGACGAGUCGGAGACCGAGAUGGCGAACAUGGUGCCGAAACCCGGGACGGUGGGCUACUACGAGACAGUGAUGGCGCGGCAGCGCCGUUGGACCAGCCACGUGGGUGGACGCGGUCAGUGGACUGUUGACAGUGGAUGGUGCACAGUCAGUGGACUGGACUGCUGAACACCAUCAGUGGAUGGUGUACGGCUGACUGUUGUCGUCAGUGGACGGCUUGGUAUACGCAGUCAGCUGACUGAGUGACCUUGGCAGUGGGCCAAGACUGUGGACUUCACUGCCAUGGCCGAUCUGGAGCGCCUGCUGAGGCGCCGGGUGGCAGCCAAGGGCUGGGUGACGAGGACGGCCAAUGUGCUGGCUGACCUGCUGGACCAGAAGACGGAGGUGGCUGGGGUGGAACCUCGCCUUGUGAUUCUGGAUGCUAAGAAGGAAUGCGAGGUGCGACUAGCUGCCUUGGAUGACCUGCAGGCCCAAGUGGAAUGUGAGCUGGAGCUGGAGGCCAUGGAGGCUGACCUGCAGGCAGCCUGGACCUUCAGAGAGGGUAUCAAGCGGGUCCUGCUUCGUGCUGAUGCUGUACUGCAGGCUGAAGUUGAGGAUCAGCUACCACCUUCAUCAGCGAGCUCCAGGAAUUUGAUGGCUUCUGCUCACCUGCCGAAGUUGCAACUCCCCAAGUUUGAUGGUGACGUCAUACAGUGGGCGCCUUUCUGGGAAAGUUUUGAGUGCUCGGUACACCAGAGUGAGCUGUCUGCUGUACAGAAGUUGACCUAUUUGAGGUCGCUUCUGGUGGGCGAAGCCAGACGCUGUGUUGAGGGUCUUCCACUGAAGGGUGACAGUUACGAGACCACAUGCCAGUUGCUGAAGGAGCGGUUUGGGCGAACGGAGCUCAUCAUCUUCGCCCACAUCCAGCAGCUGCUCGGGAUCAGCUCCAGUGCUGAGACAAAGCUGCAGGAACUGGUGGACCGGCUUUUGGUGCAGGUGCGGAGCCUGGAGGCCCUGGGAGUUACGGGACAGCAGUAUGGCAUAAUCAUGACGCCCUUGAUUCUGUCGCGCCUGCCCUCUGAGGUGCGAUUGGAGUGGGCGAGGACCAGCGUUGGCAGGGAGGGUGACUUGGAGCACCUCCUUGGCUUCCUUCAGCAGGAGAUCGCCAGACUGGAGCGGUCAGGUGUGUAUGACCACCUGACAUCGAAGACGACUACUUCUUCAGGACGUGCUGGGGCGGCUGUGCCCGGCACCGGCCGACGGGCUGCCAGGGACACUGGAGCCGCGGGACAUCGAGGACCGACGGUGACCCCUCCGGGCCAGUGGGAGGCUCGCCCAGCUCGGCGACCCUCCACUGCAGCUCUGCAAUCGGCUUCUCUGGGGUGCAGCAGCUGCAGCUACUGUGGACAUCAGCAGCACCAGACAGCUAAGUGUGGGGCAUGGCAGAAGCUGAGUGUUGCAGACAGAUUUGGUUGGGUGCGGGAGAAGGGGCUGUGUUUCUGUUGUUUGCAGACCACCCAUCUGGCCAGGCAGUGUGCUGCCAGAUGUGAGAGGUGUGGUGGUCGGCAUCAUGUGACUUUGUGUGGUAAGGUGGGGAGUGUUCGGGGGACCCAAGGGGUAGAGGGUGGGGGUACCACUAGAGAGGGGGGCCCUACCCAACCUGUCACUGUGGCUAUGGGGGGAGGGAGUCGUGGGGAAAGUGUCUCUCUUUCGUGUAACACAGGCGAGCAGGUGACCCUGUUACCUGUAGCUACAGUGUUGGUUCCCUCGGCAGAUGGAAGGAGUGUUGUUGAGGGGACUCUGAUCUUUGAUGGGGGUGCGGACCGGUCCUUUGUGACCAGGGGCUUCCGCAAGAAAGUACAGGGUGCUUUCAAGGGUUCAAUUGAGAUGAGCUGUGCCUCAUUUGGGGGUUCUAAGGUCACUGAUGUAUGCAAUGUGUAUGAGAUGAGUGUGACCGGCCGAAACUUGUCACUGUCCGCAGCGGAAAAGUUGAAGAUGGUGGAAGUGGAGGAGAUAUCGGCGCCGCUGCGGAGACCCCGGUGUCUUCUGACCUACUCCAGCCCUUCGCCCACCUCCAGCUGGCUACGGACUGCCCCCCGUCUGGCUCCACGCUGCACAUCGACCUGGUAG
Messenger RNA from Amphibalanus amphitrite, 2414 nucleotides. RefSeq lists its product as uncharacterized. The record is from RefSeq and is a predicted model, not a curated record. NCBI's taxonomy places the organism in Eukaryota, Metazoa, Arthropoda, Thecostraca, Balanomorpha, Balanidae. Bases 588 to 2414 code for a protein of 608 amino acids. The transcript has a single exon.